Messenger RNA from Tinamus guttatus (white-throated tinamou), 1292 nucleotides. It is a transcript of the gene TRIM13, whose product is annotated as tripartite motif containing 13. The record is from RefSeq and is a predicted model, not a curated record. NCBI's taxonomy places the organism in Eukaryota, Metazoa, Chordata, Aves, Tinamiformes, Tinamidae. Gene Ontology annotation, molecular function: zinc ion binding.
AUAUAAUGGAGCUCCUGGAGGAAGAUCUCACCUGUCCCAUUUGCUGCAGCCUGUUUGAUGAUCCCCGAGUCCUGCCCUGCUCGCACAAUUUCUGCAGGAAGUGUCUGGAAGGAAUACUUGAGGGAAAUGUGCGGAAUGUCCUUUGGAGACCAUCCCCUUUCAAGUGUCCCACGUGCAGGAAGGAAACUCCUGUUACUGGAGUCAACAGCUUGCAAGUCAAUUAUUCCCUGAAGGGUAUUGUGGAGAAAUACAACAAAAUCAAAGUGACUCCUAAAAUGCCUGUGUGCAAAGUGCACAGCGGGCAGCCCCUUAACAUCUUCUGCCGGACGGACAUGCAGCUCAUCUGCGGGGUCUGCGCCACACGCGGGGACCACACGAAACACGCGUUCUGCUCCAUCGAGGAGGCCUAUUCCCAGGAGAAGCGCGCCUUCGAAACCCUCUUCCAGGGCUUCGAAACGUGGCGCUGCGGAGACACGCUCUCCCGCCUGGAUACCUUGGAAACCAGCAAGAGGAAAGCCCUGCAGAUGCUCACCAAGGACUCGGACAAGGUGAAGGAGUUCUUCGAGAAGCUGCAGCACACGCUGGAGCAGAAACGAAAUGAGAUUCUCUCCGACUUUGAGACCAUGAAGCUGGCGGUGAUGCAGGCCUACGACCCGGAAAUCAAUAAACUCAACACGAUCCUGCAGGAGCAACGAAUGGCUUUUAACAUCGCCGAGGCCUUCAAGGAUGUUUCCGAACCCAUUAUAUUUCUGCAACAGAUGCAGGAAUUCAGGGAAAAAAUCAAGGUGCUCAAAGAAACUCCUUUACCUUGUUCCAACGUAGACAUCAGCCCUACAAUGAAGAACUUUGACACCAGCCAGUGGAAUGGAAUAAAACUAGUUGAUGUGGACAAGCUUUCCUUGCCUCAGGAGAACAGUGCUCUUAAGCUCAAGAUUCCCUCAGUCUUUUCGUCCAGGUUUAUAGUGACCUCUCUUAUUUUCUUGCUUAUCCUUGCUGUCACCAGAACGUCCUUUGUGGAGUCUGUUGUUGACAAUCUCCAGGGCUGGAAAUCUCAAUUCUUUACAAUUAGCUUGUCCUAUUUGGCAGAUACAGUGGAAAUAGCAGAUCAUGCAGUCUUUUACUGGGAACAGAUGGCAGAUGGAGCUUCACUUUUAAGAGAAAAGUGUAAAACCUAUACGUUAGUGGUACUGGAUAAUGUUGCACAGUUUGUGUGCAAAUAUAAAUUGUUGUGAAGUCCCUUCUGAAAUGUAAGAAGUAACAGAGAUCUGGUGAAGAAAACAUAAAACUCUGUA